AAUUCAUUCAGUUUGAAUUGAAACGAGCAAGAAAGCAGUAGUAGAAGCACGGAGUAUUGUUGCUAGAGUGCGUGCCGUGAAAACUGUGGCAUCUCCAUAACUGGAGCUAAACAUCAAAGGGGCUAAAACGAGUAUUUCGUUUGUUUGUUAUUUCUAUUAAAUAAUAAUAAAAAAAAUAUGUGAAGCACUAUUUGAUUGAAAAUGAAUAAUUAUCAAGUAAAAUAAUCUCAAAAAGGAAAGAACUAAAUUGUUCAAAGUAUUAUAACAAUUUACACCAAAGUGAUAACACGAAGUGGAGACUUGUUUGUUGACAUACUUUACUAAAGCACCAGAUACAGUUAAAGAAAAAAACGAAAAAUAAACAAAUUUUCUAUACGAAUUAUAUUCCGUAUAUAUAAUUUGCAAGAUAUUUCCAAGUAUACCAAAGAAUAUACCAGCAACAAAAUACGUCAUUACAAGGAACGCAUUAACCAAAUUGAACUUGUAUGAAACGUUCAUUGUUGUUGUAUUGGAGCUGAAAAUUUGUAUCUAAAAAUAGCAAGUUUCUUAUAAAACAAGGAUUGGCUGAAGUUAAACGCCCACGUUAAAAUACUGCAGCAGCCUUAUUUACGUUGACGUCGUCACAAAAAGUUACACCAACACAAAAAAUAAAAAUACAAGAAUACUAAGAAUAACAACAAUAACAACAACCAACAAAAUAACAAACAAAAUGCUGAUACACACUUUGCCGUUGUUGCUGUUAAUUGGCAUAAGUUUAGUGCCAACAUUCUGUCAGGGUUUCAUUAUCAAGGAAGAUGAAACAUUCUUACAGAAUCCAUACUAUCAAACACAGGAACAGAUUGAAGAUUUAUUUGCACGUUUGGAAAAAGCAUAUCCUGAAUAUGCUAAAGUACAGACUAUUGGACGUUCAUUGGAGGGACGCAACCUGAUUGUUUUGCAAAUUGGUAAAAAUGUACAAAAUCGCAAUCUGUUGACGCCAAUAGUGAAGUACAUUGGCAAUAUGCAUGGAGAUGAGACCAUUGGACGUCAAUUACUUGUAUACUUAGCGCAAUAUUUACUAUUCAAUUAUGAGACUAAUUUCGAUGUGGCAUAUUUAAUUAAUACCACCGACAUAUAUCUGAUGCCUAGUAUGAAUCCAGAUGGGUUUGCACAUUCAAAGGAGGGAAAUUGUGAAUCUCUUCCCAAAUACAUUGGACGCACUAAUGCCGCUGGCGUUGAUUUGAAUCGUGAUUUUCCUGAUCGGCUAGAAAAUGAACAAGUUAUACAAUUGCGUUCACAAACCCGUCAACCAGAAACUGCGGCAAUCAUUGAAUGGAUUGCCAGUAAGCCAUUUGUGUUAUCAGCUAAUUUUCAUGGUGGUGCCGUAGUUGCAAGUUAUCCAUAUGAUAACUCUAUUGCUCAUCAUGAAUGUUGUGAAGAGAGCCUAACUCCAGAUGAUCGCGUAUUUAAGCUGAUGGCGCAUACAUAUGCUGAUAAUCAUCCGAUUAUGCGUCAGGGCAAUAAUUGCAAUGACAGCUUCUCAGGCGGCAUAACGAAUGGAGCAAACUGGUACGAACUGAAUGGUGGCAUGCAAGAUUUUAAUUAUGCGUUCACAAAUUGCUUUGAACUUACAAUUGAGUUGAGCUGUUGCAAAUAUCCAUUGGCAUCGACACUACCAACCGAAUGGGCACGUAAUAAGCAUAGUUUGUUACAAUUGCUAAAAUUGGCUCAUAUUGGUGUCAAGGGUAUUAUAAAAGAUGCUAGCGGUUAUCCAAUACAAGAUGCUACAGUUGUAGUAUCCGGUUUAGAGGAUAAACCAAUACGUACAACUCGACGCGGUGAAUAUUGGCGUAUGUUGACACCAGGCAUUUAUAAUAUACAAGCUCAAGCAUUUGGAUAUCAAGCCAGCGUUCCUCAACAGAUUCAAAUUACUAAUGAUAACACUGAAGCUCUUCGCAUCGACUUCACAUUACUACCAACUGAAAAUAAUUAUGAUGGUGAUUUUCGUAAAAUUAAUGUGGAACAUGCAGAAUCAUUAACGAAGCAUGAAAAUGAUGGCUUCCUAACUCCAACUAAAUACGAACAUCAUAAUUUUACAGCAAUGGAAAAAUUUAUACGGAACAUCGCUGAAAGUUAUCCCACAAUAACUCGGUUGUAUUCAAUUGGUAAAAGUGUACAAGAUCGUGAUCUUUGGGUUAUGGAAAUUUUCGUAACCCCUGGAGCACAUGUACCAGGAAUACCAGAAUUUAAAUAUGUCGCCAACAUGCAUGGAAACGAAGUCAUUGGUAAAGAAAUGUUGCUCUUACUGACAAAAUAUAUCUGCGAGAACUAUUUAGUUGAUCAACGCAUAACAAAAUUGGUUAAUAGCACUCGUAUGCAUUUUCUAUACAGUAUGAACCCAGAUGGGUACGAAAUUUCAAAAGAAGGUGACAAAUCCAGUGCUAAUGGACGCUCAAAUGCAAACGAUGUUGAUCUUAAUCGCAAUUUUCCUGAUCAAUAUGGUUCUGAUAGAUAUAAUCGUGUAGCUGAACCUGAAGUUGUUGCGGUAAUGAAUUGGACACUUUCAAUACCAUUUGUAUUAUCUGCAAAUUUACAUGGCGGAUCUUUAGUAGCAAACUAUCCAUUUGAUGAUAAUGAAAAUGACUUUACAAAUACUCAAUCUCGUUCGAGGAUAUCCAGUCUUCAGCACCAUAAACUUAAUCCAACGGAAGAUAAUGAGCUCUUUAAGCAUUUGGCACUAGUUUAUUCCAAGGCACAUCCUACCAUGCACUUAGGAGAUCCUUGUCCACUUUUUAGAAAUGAGAAAUUUCCUGAAGGUAUAACAAAUGGUGCGCAAUGGUACAGUGUUACAGGUGGUAUGCAAGAUUGGAAUUAUAUACGUGCAGGAGUUUUAGAAUUAACAAUAGAAAUGGGUUGUGAUAAGUUUCCAAUGGCUGCAGAAUUACCGAAAUAUUGGGCAGAUAACCGUGAACCUCUUAUAUUAUUUAUUGAACAAAUACAAUAUGGUGUACAUGGAUUUUUAAAAAGUUCUAUUUCAACACCCGUUGUUGGAGCAUCUAUAACUUUGGAUGAUGCUAAGCAUCCGAGUUAUAGUUCUACAUAUGGCGAUUAUUGGAAAUUGGCAUUGCCAGGACGAUAUAACAUAACAGUUGUUGCUGAUGGUUAUACACCACAACGUCAAGAAAUUGAAAUUGCAAAUGACAUAAAUCGUUCAAUGCGUUUAGAUAUUUUGCUUAUGAGGAAUGAUCCUCAACAUUGGGCCUCUGCGAACGAUUACCGAAUAAUUGAAAAUGUUGUUCAUACACGUUAUCAUACUAAUCCUGAGAUACGUUCACGAUUGGCAGAAUUUGAGACCCGCAAUGGUCAGAUUGCCACAUUUGGUUACGCUGAGAGUGAAUUUGGAUUUUAUUAUAAUUCCAUAAAAUUAACUUCAGAUAUCGGUGAACCGGAAGAAAGCAAAUAUAAAAUUUUAAUUUUAAGCUCACUAUUCGAUGCAGUAUCACCUUUAGGCCGAGAAAUAACUAUGAACAUGGUGCGACACAUUAUUGAAGGAUAUAACAUUCGCGAGCCUGUAAUUCUAAACUUAUUGCAAAAGUCAAUUAUGUACUUUUUACCCACGACCGAUAAUUUUGGAAAUAUUUUUGAUAUGUAUAACCAAAAUAAUACUAUUUGCGAUCCUGUUAUUCCAAAUGAUUUAGCUGAUAGAAUAUUAAGUCCAGAAUCAGAGAAAAAACGGGACUUGUUUCUUCGAUUUUUGGAGAAUGAAAAAUUUGAUUUAAUGAUGACUUUUACCACCGGCAAUAGUGAAUUAAGUUACGUAAAAGGAGAUUCAGUUAUUAAAAAGAUGGCUCAUGAUAUUGAGAAUACCGAAUUUAGUCUAUCACCAUUGCAAUGUGCUUCUACAACGACUCGAAUGAAGCAAGGGGAGUCCACGGAACGAUUAACAAAUCUGUUUUAUAAAUUAUAUAAUAUACCAAUGUUUACAUUGGGCUUAUCGUGUUGUCGUAUGCCAGAACAAGACCAAAUUGCUAAAGUAUGGCAAGCAAAUUUGGAAAAAUUGAAUAACUUCUUCGAUUUGAUUAACACUGGUGUACUUGGUGUGGUACAAAAUGAUAAAGGUGAACCUCUACGUAAUGCCUUCGUACGAUUGAUUGAUUCGAACCAAAUGCAUAAUGUUACUAAAAAUACCGCUCGUUUUCAACUUAUACUACCAGCUGGUACUUAUGGCAUAGAAGUUGGUGCUUAUAACUUUGAAUCACAUAUAGAGAGCAUUACUAUAACAAAAGGAAAAAUAACGAAUAUGAAUAUAAUCAAACUUAAUGCAAUAACUUUGUUAACUGGUCAUAGUGAAGUACAUCAAUUGGGUAGUUUGGGUGGAGGUGUGGCAACAGUAUCUGGUUUCGUUUUAGAUGUGUCAAAUCAUCCAAUACCGAACGCCAAAAUUUCUGUAAUAGAACCGCAUACAAAACAUUAUGUACGCAAUUUUACAGAUAGUUUAGGUGCAUACAGUCUUAGUAAUGUUCCUGCGGGUUAUGAUGUAACGCUUAAAGUAGAAGCUCCACGACAUAUAGAUACUACAAGGGUAGUGCAUGUUGGUACGACAGGAGCGCCUAUACCUGGUAUAGUGUUUCGUUUAAAAGUUAAUGAACAUAUUAUGGGUAUGCCGCGUUUGCUCUUUAUAAUGAUUGCAAGUGUCCUUAUAAUUGUUUGUGUGGUUGGUUGCAUUCUUUGUGCACAAUUUAUAAUGUCGAGGCGGAGACAAAAUGGUGAUCGACGUUAUUAUAAUUUUUCAUUACUGCCGCAAAAGAGUAAAGAAUUAUUUGAAGAUGAACUUGGUGAAGAUGGUGAAACAGAGCUUUUUAGAUCGCCUAUCAGAAAAGGCAUGUCAAUUAAACCGUAUUACGAUGAGGAUAAUAUUAAACAAGUCAUCAAUACUGAUGACGAAGAUGAAUUUAAUGAUGACAGUGGCGACGAAAUAAUCAUGCUGGAUAAACGACUACAUUAACUGUGAUUUUAUUUUAAUUUAAAGUCUUUUUAUACAAUGUGUAUAUAAGUUUUAAACUAGAACAUUAAAAUAA
Teleopsis dalmanni is the source of this 5057-nucleotide messenger RNA. RefSeq names its product carboxypeptidase D (gene svr). Lineage: Eukaryota; Metazoa; Arthropoda; Insecta; Diptera; Diopsidae. Gene Ontology annotation, molecular function: zinc ion binding; metallocarboxypeptidase activity. The transcript has 13 exons. The record is from RefSeq and is a predicted model, not a curated record. The coding region runs from base 710 to 4984 and encodes 1424 amino acids. Gene Ontology annotation, biological process: proteolysis.